Molecule: messenger RNA, 2260 nt
Organism: Corvus hawaiiensis (hawaiian crow)
Lineage: Eukaryota; Metazoa; Chordata; Aves; Passeriformes; Corvidae
Gene: NR2E3
Product: nuclear receptor subfamily 2 group E member 3
Exons: 7
Coding region: 143-1612 (489 amino acids)
Biological process (GO): positive regulation of transcription by RNA polymerase II; negative regulation of transcription by RNA polymerase II; anatomical structure development
Molecular function (GO): RNA polymerase II cis-regulatory region sequence-specific DNA binding; nuclear receptor activity; zinc ion binding
Source: RefSeq, a predicted model, not a curated record
GCCCGCCGCUAAGCCGCCUUGAAGAGAGCAAGGCAAGAGCCCCGCUGGCCGCAGAGCUGCCGGAGCACCCAGCGCCUGGCCAGACCCUCCGCGGGGAUCCAGAGGGACAGGACAGGGACAGGUCGGGAACGCCGGGUGAGGGAUGGCUGCGUCCCCGGCGGGGUCGGUGGUGAGCGCCGGGCUGGAUGAGAGCCCCACGGGUGAACCCCGUGUGGAGUCCCUGAGGUGUCCCCAUUCACGUCCCCGGGCUGAACCGGCAGAGACAGGAGCCACCCCAUCUCCAGGAUGCUGGGUGGCAGCAGGGACUGGUGGGAAGGACGAGGGACAUCGGGAUGCCCAGAGGAGCCCCAGAUACGACGGCUCCACUCCCGCAGGGCUGAGCCCGGCCCCCGGGAAGGCGCUGAGCCCGGUGCUGCUGUGCAAGGUGUGCGGGGACACGAGCAGCGGGAAGCACUACGGCAUCUACGCCUGCAACGGCUGCAGCGGCUUCUUCAAGCGCAGUGUCCGCAGGAAGCUCAUCUACAGGUGCCAGGCGGGGACGGGGCUGUGCCCAGUGGACAAGGCUCACCGCAACCAGUGCCAGGCCUGCCGGCUCAAGAAGUGCCUGCAGGCCGGCAUGAACAAGGAUGCUGUGCAGAACGAGCGCCAGCCCCGCAGCACGGCCCAGGUCCGGCUGGACAGCAUCGAGCUGGAUGCUGAGCUGCCCCCUGAGCACGUGGCCACCACACGUGAGGUCCCCCCAUCACCCUGUCCGGCUCCUCGUGGUCCCAGUGCCACUGUCGCUGUCACCCCGGGUCCCCGAGCGCCCACACCACCCACCAACCAUCGCUUCAUGGCCAGCCUGAUGACGGCCGAGACCUGCGCCAAGCUGGAGCCCGAGGACGCUGAUGAGACGGUGGAUGUGACGGGCAGCGAGCCGGAGCGGGCGACCGGCGAGUAUCAGGUGGCUCCGUACCCGGCAGCCAGCCCCGAAAACAUCUACGAGACCUCAGCACGUCUCCUCUUCAUGGCUGUGAAGUGGGCCAAGAACCUGCCCGUCUUCUCCAACCUGCCCUUCCGCGACCAGGUGAUCCUGUUGGAGGAAGCAUGGAGCGAGCUGUUCCUGCUCUGUGCCAUCCAGUGGUCCAUGCCCCUGGAGAGCUGCCCGCUGCUGGCUGUCCCCGAGCCGGCCCCUGGGAAGCUGCUGCCGGCCGCCCUGGACGUGCGGGCGCUGCAGGAGACCCUUGGCCGCUUCAAGGCAUUGGCUGUCGACCCCACGGAAUUUGCCUGCAUGAAGGCCGUGGUGCUCUUCAAACCAGGUGAGGCCACCCCCAGCACCCACCACUGGCCAUCCCUGUGCCCCUCCCCAGCCUGUCACCCCCUUGUCCCUGCAGAGACCCGUGGCCUGAAGGACCCUGAGCAGGUGGAGAACCUGCAGGACCAGUCGCAGGUGAUGCUGGGCCAGCACAACCGUUCCCACUACCCCGGGCAACCCGUCAGGUUCGGGAAGCUGCUGCUGCUCCUCCCGGCGCUGCGCUUCAUCUCCUCGGAGCGCGUGGAGCUGCUCUUCUUCCGCCGCACCAUCGGCAACACCCCCAUGGAGAAGCUGCUGUGUGACAUGUUCAAGAACUGAACCCCCUUCCUGCUGUCACCCGGCGUGUUUGUCACCCUGCGCUGGCACCCUGUCACCCCCACCCUGGGUCUCCUCACCCUGGGGUGUGAAGGUGCCCGUGGUCCCAUCUCCGGGGCGAUGUCCAGGACUGUGGAAUGCUGCUGGCAGCUGGGAGGUGGAGCCAGCUUCCCUGGGAGUGGAAGGGGGAUGUUCCCAAAUGAGUGCCCAGUGCAGUGGCAGCACCUCGUUGGGGCCGGUCUUGAUGGUGUCCCAAACGCUGGAGGAACCCAGGCAAAGGCACCUUGGCACCAUGAGGACCCGCUGCCACCCAGGAGCCACCAGCCUGGGGGACACUUACCCAGGGAUGACGCCAACCUGGGGGUGACACCAGCCCAGGAGUGACACUGGCCAAGGGUGGUGCCAACCUGGGGGUGACACCAGCCCAGGAGUGACACUGGCCAAGGGUGGUGCCACCUGGGGGUGCCACCAGCCCAGCACGUCCUCGGCUUGAUCCCAGCCCGGGGUGACACCGCACAGGGGUGAGCCCAGCCCGGGGUGACACCGGCUGGGGGUGCUGCUGUCCCAGGGCCAGACCCUUGUCCCGCGUCCUGGGGUCUCCCACUCGUGUCCCCCUUUCAUACUCGGAAUAAAGAGGGUUUUGCAGCCCGA